UAACGGUCAGAGAAGCUCGUCGCUGUUAUAGUAAAGUGUCUUCAGGACCCGUUCGCUAUUUAUAUUUCUUUUGAAAUAGAUUUAUCAUGGCGCCCAGUGAGGGGUCCAGGAUGCUUAGUAAAGAUGAUGCGAAUUAUAAACUUCACUUUCGGAUGAUAAACGAGCAACAAGUGGAGGAUAUCACCAUUGAUUUCUUCUACAAACCGCACACCAUUACUUUACUGACGUUCACCGUCUUCAGCAUAAUGUACUUCGCCUUCACCAGGGAUGAUGGUGAUUUUGACAAUAACCUGCGUGUGGGCCUGCUGUUGGUCAUCUCUUUCUUUCUUGUUAUCAGUGUUCUGGCCUUCCCUAACGGUCCUUUCACAAGACCACAUCCUGCUAUAUGGCGCAUGGUUUUUGGCCUCAGUGUUCUUUACUUCCUCUUCCUGGUGUUCCUCAUCUUUCUGAACUGGGAUCAGGUGAAGAAAUUGUUAUACUGGCUGGACCCCAAUCUGCGUUACGCCACUCGAGAGGCAGAUGUCAUGGAGUAUGCAGUAAACUGUCACGUGAUCACAUGGGAACGCAUCCUUAGUCACUUUGACAUCUUUGCUUUUGGUCAUUUUGGGGGCUGGGCUAUGAAAGCUGUACUCAUCCGUAGCUACGGCCUCUGCUGGACCAUCAGCAUCACAUGGGAACUCACAGAGUUGUUCUUUAUGCACCUCCUGCCUAACUUUGCAGAGUGCUGGUGGGAUCAAGUCAUUCUUGAUAUCCUGCUGUGUAAUGGAGGGGGCAUUUGGCUUGGCAUGACUGUGUGUCGUUUUUUAGAGAUGCGCACGUACCACUGGGCCAGUAUCAAGGAUAUCCACACCACCACAGGCAAGCUGAAACGUGCUGUUAUGCAGUUCACUCCAGCUAGCUGGAUGUACGUGCGCUGGUUUGACCCCAAAUCCUCCAUCCAGAGAGUGGCUGGCAUCUACCUCUUCAUGAUUAUAUGGCAGCUCACCGAGUUGAACACGUUCUUCCUGAAGCACAUCUUUGUGUUCCAGGCAUCUCAUCCUCUCAGCUGGUGUCGGAUCUUAUUAAUUGGGAUCAUCACUGCCCCCACAGUGAGGCAGUACUUCGCAUAUCUCACAGACACCCAGUGCAAAAGAGUUGGAACACAGUGUUGGGUGUUUGGGGCCAUUGCUUUCCUGGAAGCCCUAGCUUGUAUCAAAUUUGGACAAGACUUGUUCUCUAAAACACAGGUCCUGUAUGUGGUCCUGUGGCUUAUAUGUUUGGCUUUCAUCACUUUUCUCUGUCUCUUUGGGAUGGUUUGGUACGAGCAGAAUUAUGGGAAGAGACUGAAGAGCAUUAAAGAUUGUGACGAUAACACCUCCACUGACCCGUUUGCUCACAUUACUGAAACUGCCAAAGAGAUGGACUCCAAUUUGUCCCGGAGAAGAAAAGUAGGCUCAGGUAAAAGCAAAACAAUCAAUGGAACAAGCAGCAGGUAGUGACCACAACUAGAGAACGCUUAUCUCUCAGUGGACCUGAACACACAAGAGGUGUGAGAAAACAAUCUGUCACAAAUGGUUGGAGAGGUAAAACAGUUACCUGGGUGAAAGGGUAGAGAAGAAAGCGGUUCUAUACACGUAAGACACACUCCAGACCACAGCAGCCCUGUGCCUGUACAUUGUACAGUUAAAUACUUGUUUGAGAAACUGAGAAACAGAAGCUUGAAGCUUUGUGGCAUCCCAUGUUUAUGUUAAAUCACAGCAUACACACUUUAUAAUGGCACUGAUGUGGCUUUAAAUGGCACAUUCCAGUGUAGAGAGUGUCAGUGUCCAGUUGUAUAAAGCACAUUAAGUUUUCCCUUAAGUGUAACACUUAAGUCGUUAUUUCCCCUUAACUAAGGGAAUGACUAGAGGGUGUUGCAAAUAAUCCCUUAGACACUUCUUUUAGCUAAGAGAAACCGUUAAGGGUUUUACUACAGUGAGCCAGGUUUUACCGUAAUAAAAUUCUACUGUUACCAUGGAUACAACAUGUCCCUACCACUGAUCUAUAAUAUAGACAUUUGAGCAAUUUUAACACAAAGAAUACUUAACUUUUUACAGUUUUUUUUUUAAAUUUUCAUUUUAGUGUGUGAAUGUGUAAAUUAUUGCCCGACCUCUUCUAAAUUAGUACGUAAACGGCAUUGUCACGUGGCACCUGUUACUUUUCUUAGCGCUGUUGUGGAUGCACCAAUUACAGUCAUUUGUGAUUACAGCAUAAACAUUUUAAAAAUCAUUUUCUGGAGGUUACAUGAGCCGAUUUUCAUUUGUUUCUCAGUUACAAUCCUAAAAAUUAAGAUAAAAAAAAAAAUUGUUUACAUAUUUUUCUGUGUGAAUUAAAAAACAUGUUGAGUUUAUCAUACGGAGCAAUUAAUGGAGGAUUCUGCUUUUAUGGCCAGCGAGUGUCCGCUUCAGGAAGACAGCUUUGAUAGAGAAUAGUGAGGUGAAUUUGAAGUGUUAGAUGUGAUAUUAGAUUGCCUUUCAUAAUGUUAGCGAUUCCCCAUAGUAAUCCUGCACUUGUUUAUUGUUGCUAAAAUGGUCUAAAGAGCUCUCCCUAUCGUGAAAAAUUUGCAUUGGUAUGCUGCACUCUUCAACUGGUUCGAUAAACUUAACCAUUUUUCCUUUUUUAGAAACCUUGUAACUCUUAGCCAACAUUUAAGGUGAACUUUUACUACCCUUAAGGUUUACUUAGGAAAAUGGCAGUUAAGGGGCUUUAUGCAACACUUAAGGGAAUACUUAAGUAAAACAUUAUUAUUUAAGGGAAAUUGUAGGGGAUUGUGACGUUCGAUUUUCACAGGCGGCGAAAUUACCCAUUAUGCUUAGCACGUACUCCCAACGCGGAUGAUACAGGCUUCCGGUUCGCAACUUAUUCACAUCACCAAGCAUUGAAAUAAUCACUAACAACAGUCAAAAACAAUGGAACAUUCCCUGUUUUCUUAACGUAAAUUUCUUUCUCACUAAAAUCUGUGUAUGGACGCUUUCGACGGCAAUUGCUGAAUAAAUAAGUACACAAUCACACACAUUUACAUGGUAAAGUUACUACACUGGGCUUUCACGCCCUGUGUGUGUGAGUGUAAAAGAGACAUUCAGCGCACAGAGAGAGAAUUCACAUUUAUGAUGCGUUAGAUUUCACCGGGUUUCUUAUUGCACACACAAUGUAUGAUGAUGAUAGAAAGCACUUCAAUGUGAAAACAGACAAAUCUGGGAAUAUGAAUCCGACAGGACACUUUUUAAGGUCCAAAAAAAGAGGACAUGUACGUGAAAAGAGGACGUAUGGUCUCCCUAGGUUUCAAUUAAAAAUCAGCAGAUUUGAGGGAUGUGUCAUUUGGAAUUAUCCUUCAGUGUUUUUUUUAAAUAGGUAAAUGAUGGAGAAUUAUGUUAAUGCAACCUCUGCUUAUUGCUUCUGGUGCGACUCAAAGUUUCAGGCAUUGACAGAUUUUGGGUGGGUUUAUUGUUGUAACAUUCAUUUUCCAGUAAUUUUUUAAGCCACCUGUAGUUGUUAUAACAUCUUCUAACAGCACAUAUUCCUCAAGUGUCUCCGAUGAUCGGCAUCACCAGUAACGUUUGUCUAGCUCUAGCGUAAAAUAACAACAACUAUGCGGAAGUGCGGAUUAUCCGAGAGGAUGUAACUCGCCGGAAUGGCACCGCCAAUGGAGAAGUCAGGAAAAAAGUGGAUAUUCCCUGUUAAAUAUCAUAAUAAAAAAAUGAAAUAUCAGCAAAACAAGUUUGAACUUGGUUCAGUGAACCUGUGAUUAUGUCGGACAUGUAACAGGUUGAUGAAUACACAUCCUUACACGUUUAACACACUUCUAACUAGGGUUGCCACCCGUCCCCUAAAAUACGGGAUCGUCCCGUUGUAAAGACUGGCUGCUGGAACUGACAGUGACGAUGGAGAAGUGAACCCAAGUGCAGUUUUAUUUACAAUUGUGGAAUCCAAAAAACCCUGACUAUAAAUGUGAAAUAUAAACAUGAACUUGAAUAUAAACUUGACUUGACAUAAACUAAACUUGGCUUGGCUAGAACAAAACAACAAAGUUACAUUAACAAUACCUGACGAGAGACAAUGGCAAACAUGAGGGCUUAAAUACACAGACAUAGGUAACAAGACAACCAAUGAACGGACAGAACUAUAAACAAUAUAGCAAGACUAAUAAACUUAAACCAAUGACAAACUAGAACUGAUAACAAAGUAAUCAAACAUUGAACCAAUGGAAACAAGACAUAUGAACAGGGGAAAACACAUGACAAGAUCACAUGUGGGAACAGGAAAUCACAUGACAUGACAGGAACAGGAACUAAACUUGAAAAUUUAAGACAUGAAAAAACAUGAACAAAACACAUCUAGAUGUGACACCCAUAUUUAAAGAUAAAAUUAUGCGUCCCGUAUUGAAUCAACACGAUUUGUCCCGUAUUUAAGCUAGUCAGAUGGCGUCAUGGUGAAAUCGUUCCAGAUCGCUAAUUUAACAUUGAUAUAAGUUGGAAAAUGUGCCUAAGGUGGGUAAAGCACCAUCCGAAAAGUCCACAAAUGGUGCUGAAACUGUGGAUUUUUUUCUAUAUAAAUGUUCAAUAAGAUCAAACAAUGUAUGAAUACAAUCACUGAGUCAUAAAGACAAGUACAGGUGAAGAAACAAAUACGUAUAAACCAACCAAAAUGUAUACAUAAAUAAGAUAAAGGAGACAAAUAAUCGAAAAGAUAAAAAUAAAUAUAUUUUUAACAUAUAAAAGAAGUCAGAGGUCAGGAAAGUUCAGUAUAUAAGAAAGGGUAUAAAAUUUUUAUUAAUAAUGCAUAUUACCUAAACGCAUUUAUUGCUAAAACUGUGGAGGAUGUGGUUAGGGGCCAUGAUCCCACCCCCCACCCUCAUUUAAGUGUCCCUUCAAAAGUGGCAACCCUACUUCUAACGCCUAAGAAUUUGGGUACUUAGAAAUGAAAACUACCAUCAGACAUACAAUAUGUGUCUUAACUGCUUAAAUUAUUAACCCACAUACAAUAAAUAAUAAUAUUUUACUUCAGUAUGAUCUUAUUCCAUACCAAAACUUAAUAACAGCCAUUUUCGAUAGAACAAUAUUAUUUACUGCAUUCAAAAUAAAUGCAAAGACAUCAUUUUAGCGGUAUGACAUUAUUUUUAUUCACUUAUCAUUCACAAACAGUAGUCCAUGCGCUGCAGUGGAGGAGACGGGAUCUGUUCCUCCUGUUAUAUCGUAUUUGGUGGUCUUGGUCAUAUAAGAUCGUCGUUAGAUUAUAUUUGACCUCAUAUCUGUCACAGCGACAGCACUUUGGAAAUUAAAACAGCCGUUUACGAUCGGAGUUUGCGUGAUUUUUUUCGUUAAAAAAAGUUAAUAUCCACCAACCGCUGCUGCGGGUCAACUGUGUCUAAUAGAGUAGACGUGGAGUGUUUGUUUGUAAACAGUAACUUCAUCUAUAAAGACCCUUAAGUAAAACUUAAAGAGCCCAUAUUAUGCUCAUUUACAGGUUCAUAAUUUUAUUUUGGGGGUCUACUAGAAUAGGUUUACAUGCUUUAAUGUAAAAAAAACACAUGCUGCAGCACUUCUCUUCAUCCUCUGGCUGAAACGCUCUUUAAAGCCCCACUUUCCGAAAAGUCCAGUCUGCUCUGAUUGGUCAGCUGGCCCAGUCUGUUGUGAUUGGUCAACCGCUUAGAGCGUGUGUCGGAAAUGUAACGUCCCUUACCAUAACUGAAGUAGCUCUUAGGCGGGCAUUAUGCAAAUGUGUUACAUAGUGAUAUAGCUAAGUCAUGGAAGUAAUGGCUGGACUGCAAACCAGGCAUUUCAGGCAGUUCAGGCGCAGUGUUGUCUGUGGGAGAGAGUAACUCCCUUUGGCAUGGACUUUGUGCUUUGUGACUUUGCAGACAUUUUACAUGCACAAACAGCUAUAUUACACACUAAAGGAAAGGUAAAAUCCCAAAAAGCAUAAUAGGGUCUCUUAAAGUGUUGUUUUCUGCAACACCAUUAAAUUUAAGGGAAACUUUAGGGCAAUCUUAAGGGAAAUUUUCACUUAAGGUGCUUUAUGCAGCCGGGCACAGAGUCUGAGCUAGCCGAAAGUUUGGGAUGACCCACCUGAUAAAAUGAGUACAAUGAUUGCACCAUUUUGAUUUAUAACAACCUUUUAUUACAUAUGUAUAUUGUUGAUGUAGACCAAGCAAAAAUUUUGCACUUUUUCAUCCACUUGCCUUGUAAUCUGUGAAUGUUUUGUUUUGUUUGCUUGUUUGUUUGUUUUCCUCUGACACCGAUUCAUUUACCAGGGUAAUUAUUGCUAUGUCAUGAAAAUUUCGUUUUGUGGGCAUAAAACAAAACUGUCUAAUUUGUGAAAAAAUAAUGUUGUCACAGAUGUUCCUGUGACCAUUCUCACAAUAGUAAUGGUUUCAACUUUUUCAGUCUUCUCAUAUUUGCUCUUUUAAAUUACAAUUGUGUAGAGCCAGUGUGAAGGAGAGGCAGUUCUUGACCUUUUGCAUCAAGAACUGUUGAAACAUUCAAAUAAGCACUUAUGGCAACUUUUGAAGGUAGUUUAAAACGUCUCAACUCUGAAUGCUGUAAUGUCAUUGUUUUCUAUAUUUUUAUAGAUUUUUUUGCAUGUUGACUUAUGUGGUAAAAGAGAUAAAUCAUUCCUCGUGUGAUUUUGUGUGUGUGUAUGCAUUUGCGUGCAUGUACAGUAUGAAUAGAAAUGGUUUUAGUUAUUUUUUGUUUUGUUUUUUGUUUUGUUAGGCCUUUAAAUGUCUAUGCAGUUCUGUCACUUUUUUCUGUAAAAACCCACAUUUAAUGAAACAUUCUUAAAUAUUUCAAAGGUGUCUAAUGUUUUUUAUAGUCCGCAAUUAUUUUCGUGGCUAUUAUUAAUAUUGAAUGUUUACAUAUGCUUUUAUUAAGCUAUGACUAAAUGCUUGCUGUACUUUUUUGCCUUAUAUAAUUUGUUUACAUUUUUUCAUGAACCACAUUAAUGACCAGUACCCAAGAUGUUAGUAAAGUGUUGUUCACAAUGUAUCUGCAAUGUUUCUUUCAACUUAAAAUAAUGUAAGGUUUACAGUCAUGAAUUUUGUAUGGUUCUGCCAUUUUCACACCUGAAAGUGACCAAUGAAACUGUAUGUCAUGUGAUGUCAAGCUUGAAUCCUGAAGCAGUAUUUCCAUAUCUGACCAUUUCAAUCCUUUACCAUGAUCAUCUGGAGAAAUGAAGUGUGACCAUUUUGCUUUUGAUUUUAUCAACUUGUGAUUGGCAUGACAGUAAAAAACUUCAAAUCAAAAGUUUUAACGCACUGAUAAUGUGUCAUUCAAUAAAGCUUUC
Messenger RNA from Myxocyprinus asiaticus (Chinese sucker), 7299 nucleotides. RefSeq names its product phosphatidylserine synthase 1-like. The transcript has 13 exons. The record is from RefSeq and is a predicted model, not a curated record. Gene Ontology annotation, biological process: phosphatidylserine biosynthetic process. NCBI's taxonomy places the organism in Eukaryota, Metazoa, Chordata, Actinopteri, Cypriniformes, Catostomidae. Bases 87 to 1475 code for a protein of 462 amino acids. Gene Ontology annotation, molecular function: L-serine-phosphatidylethanolamine phosphatidyltransferase activity.